Messenger RNA from Musca domestica (house fly), 1630 nucleotides. It is a transcript of the gene calypso, whose product is annotated as ubiquitin carboxyl-terminal hydrolase calypso. The record is from RefSeq and is a predicted model, not a curated record. The transcript has 2 exons. Bases 128 to 1447 code for a protein of 439 amino acids. Lineage: Eukaryota; Metazoa; Arthropoda; Insecta; Diptera; Muscidae. Gene Ontology annotation, cellular component: cytoplasm. Gene Ontology annotation, biological process: protein deubiquitination; ubiquitin-dependent protein catabolic process. Gene Ontology annotation, molecular function: cysteine-type deubiquitinase activity.
AUUGUUAUUCUUCAUUCCAUCCUAAGAAGCGUCGGUUUGUUGUAUUUGUAGUUAUUAUAUUUAUUAAUUUAUUAUUUACAAAGGAACGAAUAUAUCUGGAAAAUAAAAAGAUAUAUAAAAAGAGGACAUGUCUUCUAAAAUGCCGGUUGACAUUAAUCGGCUCACUGAAGGCUGGCUCGAAUUAGAAUCAGAUCCGGGGCUAUUUACGUUGCUGCUAGAAGAUUUUGGUGUACAGGGUGUUCAGGUGGAGGAAGUAUACGAUUUGCAAAAGCCAAUCGAAGGCCCAGUGUAUGGUUUCAUCUUUCUCUUUCGAUGGAUUGAAGAAAGGAGAGCACGUCGGAAAAUUGUCGAAACAACAGCCGAAAUAUUUGUCAAGGAUGAUGAGGCUGUUGCAAACAUAUUUUUUGCACAGCAAGUGGUUCCAAACAGCUGUGCAACGCAUGCACUGCUUUCAGUUUUGUUAAACUGUGACGAGUCCGAUAUUCAUCUUGGAGAGACGUUAGGAAGGCUGAAGAGCCAUACUAAGGGCAUGUCACCAGAAAAUAAGGGUUGGGCCAUUGGCAACACACCUGAACUGGCCUGUGCUCACAACUCACACGCUAUGCCACAAGCAAAACGACUACUGGAGCGAAAUGCUGGCUCAGGCGUAUCAACGGGGCGAUUCACUGGUGAAGCUUUCCAUUUUGUAAGCUUUGUGCCGAUUAAUGGACAUCUUUUUGAAUUGGAUGGUUUGAAACCGUAUCCAAUGGACCAUGGUGGUUGGGAAGAAUGUGAAGAUUGGACAGAUAAAUUCAGACGCGUUAUGGCAGAACGUCUAGGCAUUGCUACGGGCGAACAGGACAUCCGUUUCAACUUAAUGGCUGUGGUACCAGAUAGACGAAUUGCAAUAACUCACAAAUUGAAAAUGUUACGAACCAACCAGGCAAUAGUUUCCGGAACCCUUCAAAAAUUACUUAAAGCAAAUGAAGCAACAUCUGAUGGAACAACCUUUAAGACUGAAGAAAAUGGAGAACAAGCGACAUCUCAACAGCAAGCGCAGGCAAGAAGUGUAUCGCCAUCUCCACUUUUAGAUGCAUCAAACGCCUUUACCGUAAGAGAUUUGCAAUCUCUUCUAAAAAACCUCGACUCGGAGAUAGCUAUUAACGAGCAGCAUUUAAACGAUGAAAAUGAUCGUCGAUAUAUGUUUAAGGUAGAUGACUGCCGGCGAACGCAUAACUAUGACGAGUUUAUUUGUGCGUUCUUAUCUAUGCUGGCCCACCAGGGUGUUUUGGGCGAACUUGUAAGUCAACAUUUGCUUCCAUCUAAGAAAAUUGGCGGCCAAAGCGCAGUUAAUCGCAUUAGUAAACAAACCAGUGCCAGUAGUGUAUCACAGCAAAAGAAUGGCAAAUCUCCAAAAACUCCAGGACGAAGAAGAAAAGGACGAAACAAAUGCAAAAAACGAAAAUAAUUUACCACUGAACUACCAACUACAUCAUAAUAUAUAGACGUAUAAAGUAGCGUGACCACAUUGCAAACCCCAGCAGAUCAGAACACUGGAACAAAGUAAAAUACAACAGCGUAUAAUAUAGUUAUAAAAUAAUUUAAUUUUCAUGUGAUUAAAUUACUAAACGGCCGUUAGAUAUAAGGAAAA